Molecule: messenger RNA, 1761 nt
Organism: Salvia splendens (bonfire salvia)
Lineage: Eukaryota; Viridiplantae; Streptophyta; Magnoliopsida; Lamiales; Lamiaceae
Product: cytochrome P450 714C2
Exons: 5
Coding region: 43-1566 (507 amino acids)
Molecular function (GO): monooxygenase activity; oxidoreductase activity, acting on paired donors, with incorporation or reduction of molecular oxygen; iron ion binding
Source: RefSeq, a predicted model, not a curated record
CCAAAUACAUUCUUAGUAUUUGUGCUUUUUUGCUAAGGAAAGAUGUUUCUCUCUACAAUUUUUGCUCUGGUGCUCGGAUUCAUCGUCUACCUCUACAUUUCUCUGGUGGCAAAUCCCAGAAAGAUACAAAAAGCGUUGAAGAAACAAGGAAUCAAUGGCCCUCCUCCAAAAAUCCUCCUCGGUAACAUCCUCGAGAUCAAGAAAUCCCGGGACGCUGCCACGAAUGCUGCUGCCAAGUCGGGCCCCCCAGCCGUCCACAACACCGCCUCCGUAUUCCCAUUUUUGGAGCUAUGGAGGAAGCAAUACGGUCAAAUGUUCACAUUUUCUCUGGGGAAUCUGCAAGUUCUAUACGUGAGCGAUCCAAACGUCGUGAAGGAGAUCACAACGACGACGUCUCAGGACUUGGGGAGGCCUGCUUACCAGCAGAAAACAUUUGGCCCUCUUCUUGGACAGGGCAUCUUGACAUCCAACGGUGCGAUUUGGGCACGACAAAGAAAGAUCAUGGCUCCCGAGUUGUUUAUGGACAAGGUUAAGGGAAUGAUGAGCAUAAUCUCUGAAUCUGCCGACACAGUGGUGAAUACAUGGAAGCAAGAAAUCGAAGCCAACAAUGGUGGAGUUCUUGACAUCGCUGUCGACAGUUACAUGAAGAGAUUUUCAGGAGAUAUUAUUUCGAGAGCUUGUUUUGGAAGUAAUUAUACUAAAGGACAUUAUAUUUUCUUGAUGCUUGGGGCUCUCCAAGAGCUUGUGUCCAAGAAAACAAUGUCUGUUGGCCUUCCCGGAUUAAGGCAUCUUCCGACAAAGAGCAAUAGGAAGAUAUGGGCUUUGGAGAAGGAAAUCCGGACAUCAAUAUUGAAGCUUGUAAAGGAGAGGGAAGAGGCUGGAUACGAGAAGGAUUUGCUUCAAACUCUUGUAGAAGGAGCAAAGGGGACUUAUUCAACAUCUUCUGCGAUGGAUCAGUUCAUUGUCGAUAACUGCAGAAACAUAUACUUAGCUGGCUUCGAGACAUCCGCCAUUUCAGCUUCAUGGUGUUUAAUGUUGUUAGCUUCAAACCCCGAGUGGCAAACGCGCAUUCGGGAAGAAGUAGAGCAAGUGUGUCGGGGGCAGGUCCCCGACGUUGACAUGCUUAGUAAAAUGAAACAGUUGCAUACCGUGAUUCAAGAGACAAUGAGGUUGUAUCCACCGUCGCCAACCCUUGCUCGGGAGGUGUCAAAAGAUAUGAAGAUAGGGAACGUGCACGUGCCAAAGGGCGUGAAUGUGUGGACCAUGGUGGCCACGUUGCAUACGGACCGUGACAUAUGGGGUCCGGAUGCUCUCCAAUUCAAGCCGGAGAGGUUCCAAAAUGGGAUCUCGGGUGCUUGCAAGAGCCCCAAGUGCUACAUGCCCUUCGGGUUUGGACAACGUGUGUGUGUCGGGCAACAUCUGGCCAUGGUGGAGCUUAAGUACCUCAUGGCUCUAAUCAUCUCCAACUUCUCCUUCACUUUGUCUCCCAAAUAUGUUCAUAAGCCAGAGAUGACCAUGAUGAUAGAGCCUAAGCAUGGAGUUCACAUUUUAAUUAACAAGAUAUGAUUAAGAAGAGUACGAACAAGUUGCUUUUUGUGUUGGUUAUUCUAUCGAAUAAGUUUGUACGCAAAUAAGUGGUUUUUCUUCUUCUUUUGUAUGCAUUUAAGAUGGUUAAUUAGUUGGUCUUAUUUGUCAUCUCUAACUUAAUUGACAAUGUAUUGAAAUGGGAAAUUCAGCUGGUCCUACAUGGCUGCAUUAUUA